Molecule: messenger RNA, 9611 nt
Organism: Calidris pugnax (ruff)
Lineage: Eukaryota; Metazoa; Chordata; Aves; Charadriiformes; Scolopacidae
Gene: YAF2
Product: YY1 associated factor 2
Exons: 5
Coding region: 1-690 (229 amino acids)
Biological process (GO): positive regulation of DNA-templated transcription
Cellular component (GO): nucleus
Molecular function (GO): transcription coregulator activity; DNA binding
Source: RefSeq, a predicted model, not a curated record
AUGUCCCCUGAGGGGAUUCCUGUCACAGCCGCCUUCCCGCACACACCGGGGUGGCGGGAGGACGGACAACGGCUCCUCGGUUUGGGUCACGUUUACCGGGGGAGCUCCGGCCCGGGGCUCCCCGGUUUAAACGGGAUGCAUUUCCACAUGUUUGCAAAGCCCAGUAUGGAGGCUGCAUUACUGCUCCAUCACCUCUCUGCUCCAUCUUCCUCAGAUCAUAUUAACGCUCUUGUUAUUCGUGUAGAGAGUUUGAGACUUGUUGUAAAGUCUAAGCUUUAUGUGUAUAUAUGUGCACACAGGAAACCUCGACCUGUCUCUCAGCUGGUUGCACAACAGGUUCCUCAGCAAUUCGUGCCCCCUACGCAAUCCAAGAAAGAGAAAAAAGACAAAGUAGAAAAGGAAAAAAGUGAAAAGGAAACAACAAGCAAAAAGAACAGUCAUAAGAAAACCAGGCCACGGUUGAAAAACGUGGAUCGAAGUAGCGCUCAGCAUUUGGAAGUUACCGUUGGAGAUCUGACAGUCAUAAUUACAGACUUUAAGGAGAAAACUAAGUCACCGCCCGCUUCCAGUGCUGCUUCUGCAGAUCAACACAGUCAGAGUGGUUCUAGCUCUGACAACACAGAGAGGGGAAUGUCCAGGUCAUCUUCACCCAGAGGAGAAGCGUCAUCACUGAAUGGGGAAUCUCAUUAAAGUUUAUUUCCUCCAGUUUCUUUAGUCUCUUCUCUUCAAAACAUGCAAAUACAUAACUUCUGUCGCCCGUUACCACAUUUUCAUGACAGAUUAUCCAUGCAUAAUUGGUAUGUUGACUGGAACAUAAUUUAUGCAGUUUUAAAAAAAGAAAAAAGUGCAGUGGUAGAAACAAUAAUUUAAAUGCAAUCUAUAAAUGCUUACAAAGCAUUUUCAGACCAACUUUUUAAUCUUCAUGUGUAAAGGUGCCAUGAAAAUGUGGUUUGAAUGUUCAUUAUGCAGUGUUAUUGGUAAGUCCAUUUUCACUUUUAGUUAGUGAAUUCUAACACAACUCUUGGAGUCUCUACUAUUGGCAUGUACUGAAUUUAAAUUUUUAUAACAUAGUUCAAGCUGCCUAAAUAUGUAUUAUUUGAGAAUUGUGAAACAUAGUUAUAUGUAUGCAAGUCAGAGAUCAACUUAAUCAACUAUUGCUGCAAGAGAAUUUUCAUAAUAAUUAUCUUCUUAAAAACACCUGCUGGUACUUGGUGUGGUUAAAUAGGAAAAAUGUUAUUAAAUAAAACAUUUGUAUGAAUUUUUGCCAAUGUUUGACACAUUUUACUAGAUUACUGUUACUGAAUUAUGUUUUACCAAUAUUUUUUCACACUUAAAACACUUAUUGUAAUGUUUACAAGCAAAAUAGAAAACACAUUUUAAGCAUUGAUUGGUUAACCUUACAAUUCAGGUAAAGUACUACAUUGUCACUGUACACUGGUAUUCUAUGUUGUGGAACAAAUAUGGAACCUCAGGUGACUGUGCAAUUGGCAAAAAUUAACAUUUGGAAAUACGAAAAUUUGCAAAAGCUUUAAAAAUUACAGAAGUGCGGUUCUUGUUUCUUCUUAGUGCUGUUUCCUUGCCCCAAAUUUACUUAGUGUCAUAUAGUCACUUAUCAUUUCAUGACAGGAAUAUCAGAUGUUGCACAAGAAUAAGGAAAUAACAGUACUAUUAAUUUUUUGUUCCUGAAUCAACUUCUUUAAUUUUGAUUUGGCUAUUAGAAUAUAUUAUGACAUAAAUCAUAUCAAAAAGCCUAGUACCCUCCUUUAUGGCAUAAACUGUUGACGUUUAUGCACUUAGCAAUAUACUGAUACAGAGCAGAACUAUUUACAAUCCCAUCUGGUAUUAUAUAAAAUUACCAAUAAAAUAUUUUUGUGAAUACAGAUUUUGCAUUUUUGUUUACAACCAAUAAGUGUUUUGAUGCACACAUACAAUCCAUGUAUAGAUUUUAAAUUAUAGAUUCAGGUUCAGUACAAAAGUCCAUUUAGCUCUUCUUAGUGAGGUAGUUCACUUACACUCUUGUGAUUCUUUUCUCUUUCGUUUAAAAGAAAUAUAUUUUUAAGCCCAUGUAAAAGUUGGAUGGACCUUCCUGGUAGUGAAUCCAGCCCCAAAUUAUUACCAACGUAUGAUACGUCUUCUUAACAGCUAAAGCAAUGGAUUUUUGUAGCCCCUGACAAUUGUGAUGUUUGGUGGUUUCUUGUAGUAAUGUAUUUUUCUGUUUUUAAUGCAGUACUUCUACAGGCACAAUGGUACUGUUCUAUUUUGUAAGAUGCUAGUUGUGAAAUACAGUUAGUUGCAUAAAAUGAAAGUCUGAUGUGAUAUCUGAGAACAUACAUACCUCAUUCCUUGGUGUUGCUGUUUAAACUUUUUAGACAUCAAAUGUUAAUUAUAGGCUAUUUCAGAUGGAUAACUACUGACCUGUUUAUUAUGUAUUCUGCUUUAUCUUACUAAAUAGGAUGUCUGUUCAUUGCCGUUACCUGGCCAAAUCUUAGUAUCUGUAAAACAAUGCAUUUUAAGGUUCUUAAAUGUUUUUGGGGCGGGGCUGGUGUUCAGAAUAACAUACACUAGUUUUUAAAAGAAAAAUACAUGCUUCUCAACUUUAUUUUUUUAUAUUUUAUUUUUAGGUGGGACUAUUUGCAGAAUAUACUGAUGUAAUGGAUUACAAGAGAACCGAAACUGUUUAAAGUAAGCAGUUUAAUGAUAGCAAAUCUCAUCGCAAGAUGUUUUAUGAAAUGUGUCUCUAAUUUAAAAUGUAAUGAAUGCUAACACAUUUCAGAAUUCCUUGCAAACAAGUAAUAAUCUAUUACCAGUAGUUCACUAAAUGGGAAACGUAUUUUCAUUUAACUUUAUGUGAAUAAAACACCCAGCACUGCCAACAAGAGGUCUCUUUGUAUCUUCGGAAAUAAGUAGCGGUUUGGUUUGAAAGGAAGGGAGGAUGGAGUGGAUUUUACUAUGAUUCAACUGUCUCUAGAGAAUAAUCUCAAAAAAAAAGUGAUACAAGUAUGGUUAUAAUCAAAAAGAAUGCAGAAAAGUCUCACUGUUCUUUAUGGAGUAAGACAUAGAAAAGCGAUUUCUAACCACAGAUACGACACAAGUCAGCUAGGAUCUAAAAACUGAGCUGUGGUGGUUUUAAGUGAACAAUUAUGUUGCCAGUGUUUACAUUGCAGUGAUGCCUGUUUGGGCAUUAAACAAAGUCAAGAACUUUUGCCUGUUUGUUAUUAAAGGGAUGUGACAAUACUGACAGCAGAGUAGACAAAUUCUAAGUAGAAUAUUGCAUUUGACUCUGUUCAUAAUGUUAUAAUUUAAAUGAACUUCACUUCAUAAUUUCUAAAUAAUUUUGACUUGUAGUAAUCCUAGAUCCUUUUUCUAACUGUAAAUAUAUUUAAAAGCAUCUUUACUCCAUUUAUAAAGAGUGAAAAUUUAAUGUUGUAAUGUGUUUUGAUUAGCUAUUUUUCUCUGUGACUGCUCGCAGCAUAAGAACUGUUAUUUGUUAAAUUCUAUAUAUGCACCAGUCUUCAACAGCCAUAGAUCCCGGGUUGUUCAUGAAAUGGUGACCCGACAGAGACAAGUGUAAUCAUGUUCCAUAUAAAUGAGUUCUUUUAUUUGCUGAUUGAUUGUCUGGUUUCAGAAAGGGAAAAGGGGGAGAAAUAGGGAAAAAUGAAGUAUAAUUAGUUCAUUGAUAAAGUGUACAAUAACUCAGUCUCUUAUUAUCCUAAAUUUGCCCCUAAUUAUAGGUGGUAUAUGGAAAAGAACAAAUAUACAGUUGUAGACCAUGGUCCUCUUCUUUUUUUUUUUCCCCCUGAAAUUAAGUAUGUAUAUUAGAGAUAAACAAAAAUUGUUCUAAUUAGUAGCAAGUUAAAUUAUGCCAUAUAACAGAAGUGUUAGUAAAAAGAAAAUUAAAAAAAAACCCAUAAAAAUAUUGAUAUAAAAAGUCUUGAAAUUAAGACUAUGACUGAAGUUUUAACCUAUUACAUGUUUCUCUGGAUAUUUGAUAUUUUGGGGCAUAGAUUGUAAAAUCUCAAAUUUUUUUUUAGAUUUUAUAAUUUGUGCACUUUACUUUUUUAAUAUUAUGGAUAGCACAUUUUUAGAUAGCCAUGUAUGACAGAAUACUUUUUAUAAUUUGUUUUCACCAGUUCACUGUAGUGUUCAGGCAGGUCUUCUAAACUUGACACAAACGUAUGGCUCUGCAUCUUAAAUUCUUUAAUAUUUCUCUCUCCUGGCUCAAAAGUCAGCCAGUUUCCCACAUUAUGCUAAAUGAUUAUACUUUGUCAUACAGGAUGGAUUUGGCACGGAGCAGUAUAUUGUGUACUUCUUAUGUACAUCCAGGGUUCUUUAACUGUAUCUGCUUGCGUUUUUUCUGUCACAUGCCUUUCUUUCACUCUGCUCCCUGCUAGGGAGGCUGGGUAUGCUUCCUUUCAAAUAUCAGAAACUAUUUGGAAAUAGAAAUGCAAUUUAAUUUAAUUUCUCCAAAGGCAGCAGCAAGUGCUAUACUUGUAGUAAAUUUUGCCUGUGCUUACUCAGGAAUAAGAUAGGUAAGAUAAAAAGUUAAUGCUGGUUUUGGCUAUGAUAAUUUGCAAAUGCUUACUUCUAUCAAUGUUAAGAUUUGGGUGUGCUGGAAACACUGUUCAAACUUUCAAAGGUUUUUCUUACCUGAAAUUAUCCCAUGACUUAAGUCAAAACAGUCUCAGUUUGAAAGGGUGUAACUUCACAAAGUAGCAAAAGCUGUAGCUUCACAAAGUAGCAAAAGCUGUACAGUAAAAUCACUCAGACUGAGGAAGCUCUUUUGUACUGUCAAAGUUUAAACUUCAGAUAUUGAGCUUACUUUGACAUCUGAAGAAGAACCCAUGUUUUAAUAAGAAUUAACAGGAUUUAACUGCUAAAUUAAUAUCCAAAAAGUACUUCACAAGUUAAUUCCAAAUGAACACUUUACAGAAAUUAUUGUAACUUCCCCCCUAGAUGGAUAUGAAUGGAGUAAAUGGUAUUAUCCAACAGGAAGUGAUGUUUGCUACUUUCCUAAGGCAUCACACGAGAAGACUGUGAUGUGUCUAUGAACAAGGCCUAGGAGUCCAGGUAUCCCCUCCUGGCCCCCACCUGAACUAUACCAUUGGAUUCACACAGCAAUAGAAAAUGCAGCAAACAAAUGAAUUUAUUUCAGAUCCCAGAGUCUUAGUAAUGCCAGAGCUGUUUACAGCUUCUGUAUUGGUGAAAAUGGAUUAAAAUGAACCACCACCAUAUAAUACUUAAUCCCUCAAGAGAUGUUAUUCCCUCAGGAGAUGUCUUUGAUCCUAAUCUUGCUCCUUUUAUUAUGGGAAACAGAUAAAAGUCACCUGAAAUAACUUGCUGUGUCCACUGACACAGGGGAUUUUAAGAGGAGACAGCUCAAGGUGCACAGGAAGUUUUAGCUGUACUGUUAAGGAGUUAAACAUGGAAGAUGAAGGGCAAAAACAUAUUCCAUAGCUCAAAUGAGUAUUGCUAAAAAAGAUCACAAGAGAUUGCUGUACCAUUUUGCGUUUGUAAAAAACAGGAUGAUAAUACUAUGAUUCUAUCUAAUCACUCCUUGUCCCAUAUGUUAAAGAAGAAAAUUACCACCAGGAAAAAAUACUGUUCCUGUAACAAUAAUUUAAAGAAUAGUCCCAAUUUGUAAAUUAUUUUGUAGAAAGUAUAGCAUAUCUUGACAGAGGUAGGAAUAUUUGAGCAAAAAAGCUCCUUCAGGACUACAUUUUCAGGAUCUAGGCCACCUGGAAAAGUGUAAUCUUUUAAUUAUACUGUUCUCUGUGUAUAAAUGUUGAUCUUAGUCAAAGUGCUUGUGAAGUGGAAAAGCUCCCUUAAACUUUAAGAUUUUAAGAAAUGUGGCUUUAGGCCAAUGGACCUCAAAUUUACAGUGGAGUUAUUGAGAAGACAAUUGAGGAAAAAAGACUAUUAAUCUAUUUUUUGAUAACCUGUUAACCAUGUGUUCAUACUUUUUCUCUUCUGUAUGAAGAUGCUGAAGUAUACAUCUUCAGGAAAUAAUGUAACCAGGGCUAAGGAAAUAAUGUAACCAGGGCUAAUGAAAUUUGGCUCUUUACCCCCUUCCCAAGCUCACUAGAUUCUACAAAUUCAGUUUGAUUCAGGCAGUUGCGGGUACUUUGUCACUAGGAAAGGAUGGAAUUGUUCAGUCACUUACCAUCUGUUAGUUAAGAUGAGUUGUCAGGCCGAUUCUGCUUUCUGAAUACCCACUUUGGAAAUACAGGGAUCUAAUUUGCUAUUUAUAUGCAUCUAAUAUAUAACUACCAUCCAUGAAUAAUCUAUUUCAAGCUGAUCCUUCUUUGCACAGAAUAAAUCAACAUGCUUCAAUGCCAGGCCCAGUUCCCAACUGCACAGAUCUCUGAGCAAGGAAAUCUGCCAUCUGACUAAUCAUCUCUUACUGUAACAGCCUCCAGCUAUGAAUUAAUCUCAGCAAGGGAAAUCUCUUAAGAUUACAUGUAUUUGUUGAAUAUCACUACUCCCACUUCCGAAGGGAACACAUUCUGAUUCCUUCUUCUCUCUCUUAGUUUUACUUUUAUUUUUAAAUUACAUCUAUAGUAUAAGUGGAUGCAGUGAGUUUGAAAUAAUUCAUCAUGCCUGCUUUUGCAGCUAGGGAAUUUGACUGCUAGUCCCCAUUCUUCAACUGUAUCUUGGCUUCUGUAAGACCAACAACAGUUUGUGGAGCUUGGAGGUCAUCUUUCAAUUUUGUCACCACUGUCCUUGUCUCUAUAUAAUUGACUUGACUGAACAGAUUCUUGCUGAGCAAACUUAUUUACACCAGUAAAUCCUGUACCAUUCCAGCAUUCUGGCUGUGGUAGCUGGCAUUCUGGGAUGCCAAUUACUGGUCUUCAUAUCUGCGUUUCUGCAAAUGGUGUGAUUCUAUUGCUGAGAGACUUCCAAACAUGGAAAAAUAAGCAAAAUGCUUCCCAGCUGAUGGAGGCGUAACGUUGCCAAGUAACUUGCAGUACCUGGAGGCUUUUUGAAAGGUGCAAGAAAACUCUCUCGGUGCCAGCUGGAGCAAGAGAGCUGAGGAGCAUGCACGGAUACUGGGCGCUUUCUUGGUUUUCCUACAGAAAUUCUGAAUAGCUUCUGUUUCUAAAAUGUCAAACACCUUCAAAAACCCUCAGUCCCACAAAAAGACAGAGGGUAAGGGGGGAAAAGAACAAAGAAAAUAUAUUUUCUGAAUAAUACCGAGAAAGGCCACUAUAUAAUGUUUCUUUGUGUGUUUAGUGUUCCGUUCUCUGUGUGCUGUAUUGGAAGUAGGCAGCAUCCCACACUUACAGGUGUGUGUUGCUUUAUAAUUCUUGAUACUUCUUGGUUCAGUGACUUUUUGGCCUAAAGAUAGAUGUAGUUUUUUGUGAAUAUCAUAGUAAAUAUCACAAAUGUUUCUUUCUUGGGUACAGGUCAUUUAUUGAAAGGGCAGUAGUUUUGAUUAAAGAGCUAGUCAGGAGCAAAAUAGAUUCUUCCUGUAGACACUACCCAGUUUUAAAGAUCCUGAUUACUGGACUACUAGGAAAAGGGUAACUUCAUGUGGAAGGGUUAAUAAGAAUCCAGACUAGAAUGGAUGUGGCUUCUGAAGAGAUUUGUGGCCAUUAGUUCAUAUGGCUGUUUUCAGUGAUUAUUCCACACCUUAGCCCAUUAAUCUUGAAGCAUUGGUAGAGCAUCCUCACAGACAAAUCAAAACUACCAACAGCACCGUCAGAUGCUCUUAAAAUUUACUAAGUGCCUUACGCAGAGCAUCACUGAGGCAACGGUUCAAUGGAAAGGAAGUUGGAUAAAAGAUUUACUCCUCUGGAUGGAGUCACAGGUUAUCGGUCGUAACCAAGGUGAUGUUCCUGGCUAUUAUAACACACUAGAAUCUUAUAUUUUAUUGCUGAUACAAGUACCUAAUAAGAAAUAGUCCGGAAAUUUCUGAGGCUUUCAAUUUAUGAAACAUACAUUCUUUGGAGGAGACUUUUUCUUCUAGUCAGCUGUGAUAGCCUACUGGAAUAUCACAGAAGUGAAUAAAACUUCAGAUUAUUUCUGGAUUUCUCAGUUUCUCAAUCAAGGACAGUAUUAUCUUUCCUGGGAAGAGAUACGUAAGUUGGUUUUAUUCAUGGGGUUUAUGUUUAUCCAACAGUAGUUUAUAAGGAUUUUAUUGUCAGAAAAAGGGCUUGUUAUUUUGAAAAUAAAAAUCUUACCUGCCAGGUGUCUUCCCCAAAAUGAGUAAGUGCCUUUUCUGUUCUGACUCUUAGAAGUAAUUACUUUGUCAGAUUGAAUCUGAAUGUCCUGGAUAAACCAACUAUUAAGUACUGAGUGUUACCAAUGGCUUUUGAAAUCCUUUCACUGAAAGAACAAGAGACAGAAUGUAAGCCACUUGAAUUAUUUUGAGACCUGAUGUUAUCAGAAGUUUUAUAACUGCUGUGAGUAGUAUACUUCUAAGAACAAUGUAACUUUUCAGGAACUUGAUAUUGAUAGGAAAUAAAUAUUUAUUAAAAGAAGUAUAUUAAAUAAAUAUUUAUUUACCAAUUUAAGUAAGAGAAAAUGUUACACCGUGGGGGCAACAGGCUUGCUGUUAGCAGUCCUGACUACUUAAUGGAAAGUAAAACUGAGGCCCUGAACUCUGGCUGUAAAAGAAUGCAUGGUAUUUGAGGAGCGGUUGGGACUGUGAAUCUUAGGUCCACAUUCUAAUGAAGUAAUUCUUCCUACCUAAGUUUUUACCAAUUCUCAAGCAGAAAAGCAAGCAUGAGAUAUCAGUAAGAGGCCCUCUGGUUUUAUUGGUGCUGCUUCCUAUCUCUAGAGGAUUUUUUUUUAAUUUUUUUUUUAAACUUUGCUCAGGACUGGUACAGCUGAAAGUAUAUUUUCCCUUCAUUCUUAAGCCUGGACUUUGAAUGGAGUUUCUCUGAGACACUUUUGUAGUGAAAUCGUAUUCCCUACAAACAUUGAAGACAAAAAUAAACAUCUCCGUGAACAAAAGAUUGUGUGUGAUUGUAAUUUUUUAACAUGUACAAUUUUGUUACAAAAAUUCUAAAGGUACCCUAAAAUACCCAUGACCAGUAUAUUGGCCUACACUUAAAAGAUCUCUUUGUAACAGAAAAUACAGUUUGCAUCAUGAGAUGCUAUGAAUUCUCUGUCUGAAAACUAUGUUCAAUUCCAGUUAAGCACUCCUUCAAAUAAAGAUGACAACACAUUGCAUUUAUCCAAGUGUAUAGUAACCCAUUCGGACGCUGCCUUAAACUGACCUCCUCCUGACCUCAAUUCAAAGACAAUAUUAAGCAAUUUAAUCACAGUGCAAAGGUAUUUUUUCCAGAAUAAAUGCCAUUAUAAAUAAAUCAUUAAUAAACAAUUAAUGAUAAUGGAAUUGUCAUAGUGAUGUCAUGUUGUUUGGUAAACAUACGGUUGAUUUCAGAUGAGCGUAAAUAAAUGUUUUUGAAGCCCAGAACAGUGACACGUAUUGAAAUGCCUUCUCCAGGAAUUAAUUAAUAUUUCUUGCCUGUGAAGAAUCUGACAAGAAAGAAUUUUUGGUGAAAAUUGUUGUUGGUGCACUAUAUUCAAUCUUGACUGGCAGUGGUGAUGCUUAGGGUGUGUUAUGAUAAAUGAAAUGGCAAAUAAAAUUAUUGAAUUGUUCAGAA